AGCUGCACAGGGCCCCGGAUGUAUGAGAGAGCGGGCACUGACUAUCAGGGGUAUACUGGGACCUGGGCUGCUGAGGUGCCACUGGCAAUGGCAGAGAGAGACGCAUUUUGGGGACCAGGGUGGUGUGAGACAGAGCUACCUGAGGCACUGAUUGGGUGGCCCUGAGAAUCAAGGCCCAUUCUUCCUCCAAGUCAGUCAUCAGUCAUCCUUUUCAUAAGUUGGAUAUGGACCCAGAAAGCAGCUGAGUGAAAAGACUGCUGGAAGGCCCAGAGACAGACUAGGGGGCUAGCAAGAAUGCAAAACAUUCUGCAAAGCUCACACCCCAGUGACAGAGAGAGCCGGCGCUGAGAAGGUGCACUGCCCAGCUGAUAGGUGUCACUAGAGGGAGAGACAUUUGAUUGCAGCAUCAGAAGGGAGACCUUCAAGCAUUCACCCGUGCCUCCUGCCUACCAUCCUAAUCCUGUAUGAGGAAGACCUACAUCCAGCCAUCUCUCCUGCGACCCAGUAGCGGUUCCUCUUCCCGGUCACCGGAAGAAACCCCGAGUCCACAACACUUCCAAACCAGGUGGAUAGCUGGAGUCUCCUGUGAUGAUAUCCCGUGAGUUAAUCUAAGCACCAUUGGAUUGAAAGGUGCCGAGAACCGUUCAACCAAAUUGGCCUCCCACAUUCUUGCCACUGACUAAGAAGCAGGAAGCAGAGAGACUGGAUCCAGAAAGCUUUGGAUACGGACCACGCAGACUUUGUUCAUCACCCACCAUCGCUGCUGAGCUAUAUAAGAACGUCGGAGGAUACAACAGGACAGAGCCCGGCGACAUGGCUUUACAGCCAUACCAGGCACAAGCCCAGCAACCAUGACAGACCUCCAGGCGGACCAGGGCACACCAAGCCCUCCGGCUCCCACCUCCUCCACCUCCACCACCACCACCACCACCACCACCACCACUCCUCCACCUUCCAGCAUUCCCGGACCCUCAAUAAGCCUCCAGUCGCAUCUGGGCCGACUGCGCCCUCUGGCUGCCUCAACCACCACCACCACCACCACCACCACCCCACCAUCCAGCAUUCCUGGACCCUCUAUAAGCCUCCAGGCGGACCAGGGCCUACUGCGCCCUCCGGCUCCCACCUCCACCUCCACCACCACCACCACACAACCAGGACCAGAACAGAGGGGCUAUGGGCCGGACAAUCUUUCAAGGGAGCAAGUCCGGCAAUUUAUUCUGAUUCUGUGGGCGGUGGUGAACAGAAUGUUCGAAAUUAUUUUGCAGCACAUUUAAUUUUUGU
This is a messenger RNA of Pseudophryne corroboree (corroboree frog), 1281 nucleotides long. RefSeq names its product podocalyxin-like. The transcript is spliced from 11 exons. The record is from RefSeq and is a predicted model, not a curated record. NCBI's taxonomy places the organism in Eukaryota, Metazoa, Chordata, Amphibia, Anura, Myobatrachidae. The coding region runs from base 852 to 1274 and encodes 140 amino acids.